UUUCAACUUUAACCUACUUUUACCAAACUGUUUCAGUGAACUCAAAUGUUGUUAGAGUGAUAGCUUGGGAUGGCUGAAUGAUAAUGAUCUGAUGCCAUCAUGGAAUAUCUGCAUUUGUAGGACUCAACAAGCAGACCCCAUAUGAGAUGCUAAGAGAAGCCUUCUCUAAAUUUGCUAGGGUGGUAACUGACCGAGCAUCUGGAUAUUUGAAGGGCUUUGGGUUUGUCACAUGCCCUACGAUUAAAGAGAUGGAGCAGGGCAUAAAGGGAAUGGAUGGUCAGCUGGGGCAUGGUGAUUAUUCUAUUGCAAAUAUAAAGGUUUUGCGAAUGGUGAAUACGUUGGUUAUUGAUAAUGAGGCAAAACAUACUAUAGAGGCAUUACAAGUUGAACUGCAAAAAAUGAAGGCCAAGCUACAAGCUGUUGAAGAUUUGAAAGGACAAUCAGGUACUAACAUAGGUUCUUGUUGCAUUUUUGGGGAAUGGAGCUUGUGUUAUAUAGUUCAUUUGAGUAGUUUUUCCUCAUAUAAUGAAUGGCAUUUAUGACACUCUUCUUCAAAUAGAGAAUACGGAUUAUGCAUUUUAGGUAUUUUGAUGUAACAUUUCAUUUGUCAUUUAGUUCUCUGCAAUUUCCUUGUAUUGUUAGGUUUCUUUUUAUUUGCAUUUUUUUUUUUUUUGUUAUGGGUAAAUGCCAUUUUGUGCUGAAAGUGUUUAUA
Molecule: messenger RNA, 712 nt
Organism: Magnolia sinica
Lineage: Eukaryota; Viridiplantae; Streptophyta; Magnoliopsida; Magnoliales; Magnoliaceae
Exons: 3
Coding region: 147-542 (131 amino acids)
Biological process (GO): attachment of mitotic spindle microtubules to kinetochore; mitotic spindle assembly checkpoint signaling
Cellular component (GO): nuclear envelope; mitotic spindle; kinetochore
Molecular function (GO): nucleic acid binding
Source: RefSeq, a predicted model, not a curated record